Dunckerocampus dactyliophorus (ringed pipefish) is the source of this 4080-nucleotide messenger RNA. RefSeq names its product caveolin 2 (gene cav2). The transcript has 3 exons. Gene Ontology annotation, molecular function: protein kinase binding; molecular adaptor activity. The coding region runs from base 258 to 944 and encodes 228 amino acids. Gene Ontology annotation, biological process: positive regulation of MAPK cascade; negative regulation of endothelial cell proliferation; caveola assembly. The record is from RefSeq and is a predicted model, not a curated record. Gene Ontology annotation, cellular component: caveola; perinuclear region of cytoplasm; cytoplasmic vesicle. NCBI's taxonomy places the organism in Eukaryota, Metazoa, Chordata, Actinopteri, Syngnathiformes, Syngnathidae.
UUCAAGUUCUUCCAAAGUCGUUGGUUUGGUAGAGUAGACUUGCUCCUUUAACCAACCCUAAAGAAAGAAGUCGCAGGGUGUUAAGUCAGGACUUCUGGCUGGCCACUCAUGUGGACCACGAGGACCCAUGCAUCUCCCAUGGAAGUGGGCAUUCUGCCAUUCCCGAACAACAAUAGCAAAAUGCCAAGUAUUUUAAAAUAGGGACUUACUUCUCAAUUACCUUGUAUAUAUAAAUUGUAUAGGCGGUGUGUUUUUGCAUGUUUAUGAGUACAAAGGUGUCAUGCAGGUGUCAGUCUUCACUCAGUCAUCAUCUUGUUGUCCGAUCCACGCUGGCUGCUUCCACUCGGGGCGGGGUGCUUCUGCUGCUGCACGGAGCAGCUCACUGUACUGCACUGCACACCAGGACCAGCACCAGGACCACUAGGAAUAAGACCGUCACCAGCACCGGGACCAAGAUGGGCGUGGAGAAGGAGAAAUCGGACACAAGUAUCAUCAUGGACGAGGACGAGUUCAACAGGUCUAUAGAACCCAUCCUGACCAGGAAGGGCAAAGUUUUCGCUGCCGCACCAGACAGAGAUCCGAACGACAUCAACGCGCACCUCAAGGUGGGCUUCGAUGACGUCAUCGCCGAGCCCACGUCCACGAGGAGCUUCGACAAAGUGUGGAUCGGCAGCCACGCCGUCUUCGAGGUGGUCAAGUUCAUCUUCUACCGGCUCCUCACCGCCCUGCUUGCCGUGCCUCUGGCCUUCAUCCUCGGAUUGCUCUUCGCCCUACUCAGCCUCAUCCACAUCUGGUUGGUGAUGCCGGCCAUCCAGAGCCUCCUGAUGCUGCUGCCAUCAGUGCAGGUGGUGUGGAGGAGCCUGACGGACAUGUUUGUCAUGCCCUUCUUCCACAGCAUGGGCAAGACUUUGUCCUCCGUCCACGUCCAAACCAUGGACUACUGACAAGGACGAGAAGAAAGAUGCUUCUUCAUCAAGGUCUGCGUGAGAAGACACAAGCUGCUGCCGUACAUCGGAUCCAUACUAACGCUGCUGAUGACCUAAUCCAACCAUGAAGAUGUUGAGUGUAACUCAGAUGGAUUUAUUUGGAGAUCUUUAUGAUGUUUCAGAGGUUUCUUGCUUCAGUGGCUGGAUGUGACUGACCUUCUCCAAGAUGGCAUCAAGGUCUUAUUUAUUGCUCUUAUGUCCUUCAGUUAUAUGGCUGACCUCCCGCAGCCCAUUGAGGCAGUCGGUCCCAUUUGUGGUUCAGCGUUUACCAAAGAAAGUUCGGACCAUACUGAAGAGAAGAUCCAUGUGUAUGGGAUGAACACACUCGCGGUCGUAGCGCUCUUCUUCCGCGACGGAGCGCCGCGGCCAUCUUCUUUACGUGUGUGUUCCACAGUGGAAGAAAAUGCGCGUGUCCUCAUCACAUACACAUGAACGCACAGGCGACAGUGCGCAGGGACACGGCGGGAGACAAAUAUAACGCCGAGCGUUUUGUGGGGUCGGAUUUUUUUGGGAAAGCAUUUUUGUGAUGCAAAUGUAUUACUCCUUUGAAUGCGUAUUGUUGUUAGAAGCCAAACUCUUGACGUCAUUGUCCCCAGCAACUAAUCAGAACUACGUUCUUCAUCACCGAAAUCCGACCAGAACCGCACUUAGGAGUACAAGUGGGGGGUAAGUCUCACUGCUGAUGGGGACGUCGUCCAACUUCAUGUCAAAAAUCCAAACUAUCCCUUUAAGAGCAUUAUCGCUACAUGAAUAUCCAGUAUGGCAAUGUAUGCUGGCGUUGAUGAUCAUUUGACAAUUACAACUGUAUUCUCGCAAGGCAUCAAGUUUGGGCGUGUGAGCACGAGGCUCACCACGGUUGCAAACUGGUCUAGAUAAAAGUCUGCUCUGUGUUGAAGUCGUCUUUAAAGUCAGAAAGCAUGAAACAUCUUCAAGAAUCUUUAAACAUCUUUUCAUCAGAGUCUUAUAUUAAUACUAAUAUUGAAUUUUCUCAAACAUGGGAUGGAUGUACAGUGUCCCCUUGCUCUAUUGCGGUUCACCUUUCACGGAUUCGCAGAUUUUUGGGGGAUUGCAGCGUAUGAACGCUGUUACAGGCUGAGUCUGGCCCUUUAAGAAGAAUUGCAUUGUGGGAAGCUCAGUGUCUCUCUCUUCCCCCUAUCGUCUGUCUGCACCGCCCAUUAUUUGCUGCGUCCUGAUUGGCUGUAGACCAUUAUCAAUCUCCUUCUUGCCUUCCUGCCAUGUCUCCUGUGUCAUCGCUAGCUAGCUUGCUUGCUAGCUUGUAAAUGACUCUUCAGUUUGUCUGAAGCAAUAUGUUUUAACAAGGAUACAAAAACGCUACAGUACAGUGGGACGGCACCAGGACGAAAAGACACGGUCACAGGACUCAUGUUGAUCAUUAAGGUUGAUCAUUAAAAUUCAAACGAAGGUUUGAACUUUUUUGAGUGUUUAAACAAAAGAGAAAUGUGAGAAAAUGUCUGAGAAAAAGUGUAUAAAGUGUAUGGUGAGGGGUUUUACAGCCAUAAAACAUUGAAAAUCAUUGCAAAAAAAUGAUUUCACUUAUUGCGGGCUAUUUUGGGAACCCAUCACCCGCGAUAAACAAGGGAACACUGUACUGUAUAUCAGUGGUUCUCAACUGGUUUGGCUGCGGGACCCACCAUCACCACUCAAUGACAAGCCACGACCCAAAUUGCGGAACUUUUUCAACCAAAACUUCUUAAAUAUCUUAUAUUUAAAGGGCCCGAAUGCAACAAUUACAGGCUGUCCAGAGGGCGCUUACCUUCUAACGUGUUGCAAGCAUUAUAUCCCACGCUCUUCCUGUUCAGGAACAAGACAUUUUUAUCCACAAAUUCUAAAAUGAUUUGAACGGAAAGCGGUGUAAAGGUCUUCGGUACAUAGUCUACCUGAGGAGUUGAAUGAGAGCACCUGGACUGGGACCUGAGGAGUUGAUUGAGAGGUGCAACAUCUGAAAGAAAAUCAAGCAAGUCCGGUUGCUGUCAUUCAACUCCUCAGAUAAACAAAAAGUACAAUCCAAAAUAUACAAAUGUAACUUUUUUCUGAUUAACGCAGCAGGUAAGUUUAAUAAUAAUAGUUCGUUUCUUCGGUAGACCACCCCUCCACCUGGGUCGAUAGAUCCACCUCGGCAUGAAACUACCUGCGAGGCUUCAUCGUGGAUCGAAUUCCCCAAGCGACACAAUGUGAGCUGGAGCGUUGAGACUCUUCUCUAACCUACGCAGCUGUGCGUCGGACGGAUGGCGCGUUAAGUUCACACUCGAUGUCCUUCGCCUCCCGCUCAAGUCGGACCAAGUCGCCCAUAGACGUGGCACGCACCUGGUGGUGGCGUAGCAAGCAAAUAGCACAGACAAACUAUUUUUUUGGGCAAGACCAGCAAGCUACUGACCCACCAGUUGAGAAUCACUGCUCUAUAUGGACAAAAGUGUUGGGACACAGCUCUUAAUCCAUGGAUGAAUGAGUGAGAUUUGGAUGUUCAGUCUUCAUUCUUCAUCGAGACACAUUUUCUUCACUUUUACCGUCUUGUGGGUGACCCAAUACUUUUGCCCAUAGAGUGUCUGAUUACUAUCUGUCUGUGUCAUUAUUUGCUAACGGCGUGUGUCAUUCAGGUAUGGAUGCUGUUUGGCUUUAGCGGCUUAGCGAGUUAACUCAGUGUCUUUACAUGACUGCUGAGUCUUGGAAGGAUUGUUGUGUACGGAAAUGAAAAAGGCACAAAUGUUGCACAUUUACAUACUGCUUGUGUCAAGCUAAUCAAAAUACUAGGGCUGUCAAAUGAGUAAAGAUUUUAGUCACAUUAAUUCAUUUGAUUUGAUUUUCAAGUUAAUUCAUCGUGAUUAAUCACCAUGUCACACCAUGUUGCCUUAUGUUAGCUUAUCAUAUUACCUUAUCAUUUUCCUAUGUAUUUUAAACUAGCAAAGAGUACAUUGGGAAUACAGGAAGUGAACAAAUGUAUUGCAAUUGAUGUAGAUUAAAUAAGCUUUGCUUCUUCCUACUCCUUGAGGGACAUGUAGAACAGUAAAUUGUACUAUGUGAUGUAUUCCAAUGUAACUUGUAUGCAUGUUCAAAAUAAAUUAAAUUAUUACCAUUA